GUAAACAUAUUGUAAACAAUAUGCAAACAAUCCACGUCGCGUAAUUUUGAAAAUUACCGCGCAAUUCUGCGCGAGUGGACCCUAACGCUCUCUGUGAUCAUCUUCGGUAAUUAUUUGCAUGAAAUCCCACGUUUAUCGGUAAUCGGUAGCCAACCGCAGGAUCGUCGCGAGCAGCGACGAGAAAGGAGGUUAUCAGAGGCUUAUCGUUUUUCAUAAAUAUUCCACCCGUUAUCAACCGGUAUAUUCAUACAUGCAAGAAUUAGCGACGCCGACUGACAUUCGACUUGAGAACACAAACGAGCUGCACAUAAAUGCUGAAGCGCUUGUACAACGUGGGAUUAUCUUGCGAGAAUUUUUACUUUCGAUACAGAUAUAUUAGACAGUACAAAACUGUACGCGCGAUGAGUCACGCUGCAGAAAACAAAGGCAUGCCGUUGAAGGAUGUUGUGAGCGCAAUGAACAAGUUUGCGGACACGUCGCUGGCAGCUUCUUGGGAUAAUGUUGGAUUACUGGUUGAACCUACGGAACCGAAGAUUGUGUCGCAUAUUUUAUUAACAAAUGAUUUAACCGAAGAUGUCAUGGAUGAAGCUGUCAGAUUAAAAACCGAUUUGAUCGUCACGUAUCAUCCGCUAAUAUUUGCUCCGUUGAAAUCUAUCACAACUGCAUCUUGGAAGGAACGAAUAAUAGCGAGGUGUCUAGAAAAUAAGAUCGCUGUCUUCUCUCCGCACAGCAGUUUUGAUUCUGUGAAAGGCGGUGUAAACGAUUGGCUAGCAGAAGCUUUCGAGCUCGAGAGUAGUAAUCCGAUUCAGCCAAACGAGAGUAACGCGACUUAUGGAUUUGGAAGGUUGUGUACCUUGAAGAGCCGAAUAUCUAUCGACGAAGCGGUAAAUUUAGUAAAGCAACGAACUAAUCUGAAGUACGUAAGAUUGGCACGUGCGCGCGGUACAGAUGGUUACAUUAAUACCGUGGCAUUAUGUGCCGGAUCGGGCGUGUCGGUAUUGAAAGGAAUAUCUGCAGAUUUGUAUCUGACGGGAGAAAUGUUGCAUCACGAUGUAUUGGACGCUGCGCAUCAAGGGAUUCAUGUUAUACUAACGAAUCAUUCUGAUUCAGAACGCGGUUUUCUAAAGAUAUUUGCUUCGAUAUUAAAGCGCAGCUUGGAAAAACCUGUCGAGGUGUGCGUCUCCGAAAGUGACGAGGAUCCACUACAAACCGUGUAAGCUGUGAAAAGUAAGCUUGUAAAAAAAAAAAAAAAUAUUUACCGCAUCUCUUGUCACGUCAAUCGUAUGUGAUUUAACAGCGAUUGAAUAUUCUAUUAUGAAAGAGGGCAAUAUUGGAAAUAAAAGUUUUUGGUUUCUUUUUA
Messenger RNA from Temnothorax curvispinosus, 1360 nucleotides. RefSeq names its product probable cytosolic iron-sulfur protein assembly protein Ciao1 (gene Ciao1). The transcript is spliced from 5 exons. Bases 312 to 1217 code for a protein of 301 amino acids. NCBI's taxonomy places the organism in Eukaryota, Metazoa, Arthropoda, Insecta, Hymenoptera, Formicidae. Gene Ontology annotation, molecular function: protein binding. Gene Ontology annotation, biological process: iron-sulfur cluster assembly. Gene Ontology annotation, cellular component: cytosolic [4Fe-4S] assembly targeting complex; mitochondrion; cytoplasm. The record is from RefSeq and is a predicted model, not a curated record.